AUGAGUCGUGUUCGCUCAUGCCGUCGCCUUUCCCAUCGUCCCUCCUCCGCCUUUCCACCCGCCACCACUCCCCCCAUCUUCCGCCCUUUCCCCACCUCGUCCUCUCCGAAUUCCUCUACAGAAUCGGCGGAGGGCCGGAGCCUCCCCUCGUCCGCGCAAGCAUCCAGCGAACCGCCCGCAGGCUCCGCCCCUCCCGGUUCGCGUCUAACUUUCUCCCUUCCGCGCCAUGAAACGCUGGCAACUGAAGCGGAAACGGCAGCUUUUUACAGUGCUGGGGAAGAGGGGAACGUUGCGGGGACGUUGGGGGAGGAAGGAUUAUGGUGGGGCGAAGGGAAGGGUGUGUGUUUUCUUCGAAGUAAGCCGUCGCAGCUGUCGCUUUCCUUCCCCAGCGACGGCGCGGUCGCGCGGUGGGGUCCAAGCUGGCGAUCCGUCGCACAGCCGCUACGACUGAGCGCCCUGAGCGGGCUGAGCGGUCUGGGAGCGCUGAGCGCGCGACAGAAGGUGGAUGGCGAGAUCGGCUUUUGUUCUGAUCGAACGGCGAGGGUUGGUCGCCUGAGGGGCGGUGGUGGAUUAGCGGCGCGAUGCCUGGGACAGAGAGCAGAAGGGGGAGGAGAGAGCGCUGACGUGGCAGAUGGGGAGACGACAGCUCAGCUGGAAAAAUCGCCUCUGGCGGACGAAUCAGUGGCUGCCACGUGUAUCAACGCCAUCCGCAUGCUGGUGGUGGACGCGGUCAACGCGGUCAACGCGGGCCACCCCGGGUCCGCCAUGGGCCUCGCGCCACUUGGCGCGCUGCUAUUCGCCGAGGAGAUGCGCUUCGACCCCGCCGAUCCCGCGUGGCCCAAUCGCGACCGCUUCAUCCUGAGCAACGGCCACGUGUGUCUGCUGCAGUACUGCCUGCUGCACCUCACGGGGUAUAAUCUCCAGAUGGAGGACCUGAAGCGGCUGGCGAAGCUGGGGAGCAAGACGCCUGGGCACCCCGAGAACACUCUCACUCCGGGGAUAGAGGUCACCACAGGCCCCCUGGGGCAGGGAUUUGCGAAUGCGGUGGGGGUGGCGGCAGCCGAAGCGCACCUGGCUGCUCGCCUCAACUCCGUUGACUUCCCUGACCUCAUUGACCACCACACGUUCGUUGUAUUUGGCGACGGCUGUGCGAUGGAGGGCGUGGUGAACGAGGCAGCGUCACUGGCGGGCCACUGGGGGCUGGGGAAGCUCAUCGCCUUCUACGACUCCAACCAGGUCACCAUAGACGGCAGCACGGCCCUCGCCUUCUCAGAGGACGUCCUGGGUCGCUUCGCCGCGCUGAGGUGGCACGUGCAGCGAAUCACACUCCACGACGCCGCUGACCUGGACGCUCUUCGCACCGCCAUACAAGCCGCCAAGAGUGAAACCCACAGGCCAUCAGUCAUUCAAGUGGACACGGUGAUUGGGUUUGGUUCGCCCAAGAAGCAGGGCACCAGUGCGGCCCACCAUGGGGCGUUUGGAAAGGAGGAGACGGAGGCCAUUAAGAAGGAGCUGCACUGGCCUUACAACGAGCCAUUUACUGUUCCCGAGGAGGUUUACAGGGUCAUGCAUCAGGCGGCUGCGCGCGGCCAAUCAGCGGCUGCCAGCUGGAGGGAUCGGGCGGCGCAGUACCGCCAGCGCCACCCGGACCGGGCGGCGCUUUUGGACGCACUCACGGUGCCUGGGCGGCUGCCAGCUGGCUGGGAGGACUCGCUGCCGCACUUCGAACCAGCAACUCCUCCCGAUGCUACGCGUGGUUACUCAGAGGCGUGUCUCAACGGCCUCGUGCACUCGCUGCCCAACCUGCUGGGCGGCAGUGCUGACCUGGCAUCCUCCAAUAAGGUGUCAUUCCACGGCCUGCCGGACUUCUCCCGGGACUGCUUUGAGGGGCGCAACUUCCACUACGGUGUGCGCGAGCAUGCCAUGGCUGCCAUCAGUUAUUUUUCCUCAACCCUCUUCCUUCAACCUGCCUCCCAUGGCUCUCUCCCCCUCUUAGCAACGGGCUUGCCCUGCACUCACGAGCGCUCAUCCCAGUAG
Molecule: messenger RNA, 2037 nt
Organism: Closterium sp. Naga37s-1
Lineage: Eukaryota; Viridiplantae; Streptophyta; Zygnematophyceae; Desmidiales; Closteriaceae
Source: the annotation of a GenBank genome assembly